Messenger RNA from Arabidopsis arenosa, 2442 nucleotides. NCBI's taxonomy places the organism in Eukaryota, Viridiplantae, Streptophyta, Magnoliopsida, Brassicales, Brassicaceae. The record is from the annotation of a GenBank genome assembly.
GUCUUCUCCGACGGCGUCCUCUUUUCCGGUGAAUCUACAGAACGAAUGGCGUCUUACCCUCCUCGACAAUAUGAAGAAGGGAAAUCUCCGAUACAAAAAAAGAGCAUUAACCAUGGCUCGAUUAAAGUUGUUAACUACGAAGGGACCGGUUACACAUUGCAUGGAUGUGUUCAUGCGUUGUUUAUAUGGGUGUUUGAAUCUGUUCCCGGUUUAGCAGAAUUGUAUGGCAACAGAAGGGAAACCUCUCCGGGUCCACCAUUACUUAACUGGAUAGGAUCUCGUCCGAGAUUCCUCUUUCGAGACUUCAUAACAGAUGAGAAGAUUGAACAUGGGGAGGUUCGUGUGAGGCAUAUGGUUCCUGUUGCAUUACAUGAUAUGUACCCUAAGUGGAGUGACGAUGAUGCAAAUAACCGGGACCCAUUACUUCACAAGUUGAUUGAAGAUAUCAUUGAAGACCGUUUGGAUCCAAAUGGUUGGCCUGCAGUAGAGAGAGUUAAGAAGCAAAAGAAUUCUCUUCCUGCUAAGAAGAAAAAGAUCAAAAGAUCUGAACAACAAUCAGAGGAUUCUGGAGAAGAAAAAAAGUUUCUUCAUGCUAAGAAGAAGAACAAGAAGAUCAAAGGUGUUGACCUAAAUUCAGAGGAUUCUGGAGAAGAAAAAGAGUCACUUCCUGCUAAGAAGAAGAAGGUCAAAAUAAGUGAACAAGAUUCAGAGGAUUCUGGAGAAGAAAAAGAGUCACUUCCUGCUAAGAAGAAGAAGGUCAAAAUAAGUGAACAAGAUUCAGAGGAUUCCGGAGAAGAAAAAGAGUCACUUCCUGCUAAGAAGAAGAAGGUCAAAAUAAGUGAACAAGAUUCAGAGCUCCUAACAAUGCUGAAAACAAUCAACGGGACACUAGCAAAUUUGGGCACCCAAGUUGGAAACAUUGAUGGAAAAAUCAAUCUGGUUGAUCAAACAUGUAAAACCAAGUUUGCUAAAAUGGAGGAAGCUAUCAAACAGCUGCAAGAGGGAGAAGUGAAGGGUCAAGCUGAUGAAGUGAAUAGUAAAACAUCCACGUCGUGGAUGGUAGUUGAAACGAAGGGGAUUUUACAGGAUCCUGAUGACAUUCCUCUUAAACAAGUUGUUAAGAAUAUUGCAUCGGUAAAAAGGGGAAGAAAGAUUGAAGAAAUGAAAAAGGUUGUUGUGAAGAAAGAGAAGGAGGUCGUCAAAAAGCAUGAGAAGGCUAAAAAACAAAACAUCGACUAUGGAAGCGAUAUUGAAGAUGUAACUGAAAAACAUUUCAUAGAGGAGCAUACAAUGGCAUCAAGUGGUGAUGAAGAAGACAUCGCUGAUAAGGCGGUUAAGAAUGUGGUUGCUUCCUUACACUCCAACCUCCUAGAUGACACAACACCACUGACCAAACGAGUGCCAAAGUUAGCCAAUUCUCAGAAGUUACCAUACAUUGGAAACUCAACUGUUAAACGCAUCAUCCCAGGUGUUAUUACCUCAUUGUACGACUACGAUCCUAUGGAGAUGGUUGAAGAAAGCAAACUGCGCAAAUUAAUGGAAUACAUCAAUGAUGAUGAGGAGCAACCCCUUGGAAGCGUCAAUACAAAUGUGAAGUUCUACAAGGAGAUUAUUACUCCUAGGGAUCAGUGGCCUAAAGACGAUUACGGAUGGUUGCGUGAUUCUCAUAUGGAUGAUGCAAUGACCAUGUUUCGUAAAAGGUCAAUGCGUAAGGAUUCACCUUUUCGCAAGAGGGUAGGCUUCAUGGAUCAAUGGUUCAGUAGUAUGAUGGUUUCAGAUUUCAAGAAUUACAACAAGAAGACCUUCAUGUUUCAUGAAUCUUAUAUGGACCAUUUCAAUGGUACUGCUCCGCGACACUCGGCGACAGAGAAGAGAUGGUGGUUUGAAAUUGAUAAUUUGUACGCUUGUGUAAGUGUUAAAGGUGAUCAUUGGAUCGCACUAGACAUUAACUUCCCGAGGAAGAAGAUAUACGUAUAUGACUCCAUCCCGACUCAUGCGAUAGACGCGGACAUCUAUACAGCAUGUCAGCCAUUUCGUAAAAUGCUCCCUGCGUUGCUAAAUGUCAUGGUACCUGAUGCAGAUCGCCAAAAGAACACAUCUAUGUUUGAGAUUUACAGAUUAAAGACCGGUGUUCCACGUAAUGUAAUCACAGGGGAUUGCGGCGUCUACACUUUGAAGUACAUAGAGUGUCUAGCCUUAGGAUGGGAAUUUGAUGGACUUAACGAUGAGAACAUUCAGGCAUUGCGGGAGAGAUUAGGAGCUGAGAUGUUUGAGGAAGUUCCACCGACAGGAGAAGUAGCAUUGACUAAUCCAUUGCCUCGUCGUGCAGAGUUCGAGAUUCCUUCGAUCUCAAGCAAUUUUUUACCUCAAGCAAUUUUUCUGCUCCACGGGUAAGAGAUGUUUUCAUUUUCAUUGCAUCAAUCCUUCGAUCUGAAAACCAUC